Molecule: messenger RNA, 1677 nt
Organism: Emiliania huxleyi CCMP1516
Lineage: Eukaryota; Haptophyta; Isochrysidales; Noelaerhabdaceae
Exons: 4
Coding region: 1-1677 (558 amino acids)
Source: RefSeq, a predicted model, not a curated record
AUGUACGCUUGCUUCUCAUCGCUCCACGUGCACCCCUUCGGAGGCCUGCCCCUGGGUUUGGCCCCCGGCUUCUUCUGGGCGGGCUUGGAAUUCUUGCUGCCCAACGGGCGGCCGCGCUUCUUCUUCUCCACGCCGCUGUCCGUUGCAGCCGCCGCCUUCUUCGGCGGCGCUUUCUUCGCUGGCUUCGCCAUCCCGACCGGUACUAAGCACAUCCUUCUCUCGCUGCUGGCUGUCCACACAGCCAGACCUAGACACCUGCCCACACAUCGGAUCAUUGCCCCCUCUGUGCCCAUCGCCCCACUGGCCCCUUCCCCACGGCCCUCGCUUCGCCCUGCACAGAGCCUCCCCGACGGAAUGAAGAAACACCAGGGGCCCCAGCCCCGCCAGCCGGGGCCGCGCCCCUCGGCUCAUCGCCCUCCGCAGCCCGCGCCGUCGCCGUCUGGCACCCACGUGUUUGAGGUGAGCGGCAAGAGGGUGCAGCACGGCCACGGCAGCGCCGCCGAUGACAAGCGCCUCGCCAAGAAUCUGGAGUGCCAGCGCGAUACCACCUGCCCGCAGCCCGUGACGGAGGACUUCAUCGACUUGCUGAUCUCGCAGCAGCUCACCGCCGACGCGAUCCAGCGCGAAGGCGAGCGUGCCGCCGCUGCGGCGUCGGCGCGGCACCCGCUCAUGCAGCAUCAGCCGGCGCCAUCUCCGGCUGAGCUCGAGGCUGUGGCCGAGCGAGCGCGGACGGCGCUGCGCUUCGCCAAGAUUGGCGUGCUGUCGCAGCGCGAGCGCCACGCCUUCAACCUGCUCCAGGCUCGCCUCUUUGCGCGUCACCAUCGCCGGCCGCUCUUCUGGUGGAAGCAGCCGCUCGUGGGCGUCGCCGCCAGCUACCUCACCGAGACGGAGACCGAGCGGGCCUACCUCGAGGAGCGCGCCGGCCUAUGCUUCCACUUUGUAGAGGGCGCGCCCGCGAGCAUCACCUCCAACAUCGAGACGGGGCGCGGUCUCGUCAACGGCUGCGACGCCGAGUUGCACUCGCUCACGCUCGCUGGAGACACCACACUCGACAACUGCCUCGCCAACACGGUGUGGAACGACCAGUACGGCAUCUGGGAGGUGCAGAUCGAGCCGCCGCUCUCCGUCAACGCGAUCCCCGACGUGUCCGACGAGGCGCGACAGACGCUGCUGGCGCGUGGCGCGUCCCUCUUCGAUGAGGAGCUCGUCGUGCCAGUGCUGGUUGGCAAGGCGUCGGCAACGUACGCGCCGACGAGCUCGUGGGCGGCGCGGGUGGGCGUGCCCAAGGAGCUGCGCAUCAACAAGCACCAGAUCGAUCUGGCGUUCGCCGUGACAGACUACAAGGUGCAAGGCAAGACGCUCGAUUACUUCAUCGUGAGCCUCGGCAAGCGCGGCGCCGGCGUCUACCCGAAGCUCAAGCUGGUCGACUUGCACGUGCUCGUCUCGCGAGUUCGCCUUGGUGCUCGCCUCUUCGUGAUCGGCCUUAACCCCGACGACGUGGACCACCUGCGCCAGCUACGGCCGUCGGAGGUGCUGGGCAUCUGGGAGCACGGCUACAACCAGAUCACGGAGAUGUGGGAGCCGGAGCUCGCGGCCGCCUACGCCGCGGAGCGCGUCGCAUCGCGGCGGGCCGCCGAGGCCAAGGGCCGCAAGCGAAAGCGGCCCGCCGGCGCGUGA